AUGUCAAGCUACUUCAAAUGUAAAAAACUAGGUGAAGGAACCUAUGCAGUUAUCUACUUGGCAAAAAUGGUCGAACAGGGAGAUUCUAAGCUCGCAAAGACAGACCCAACCAACUUUGUAAGCUACGUUGCAAUAAAGAAGAUAAAAAAGACAGAGCACAGCACGGGACAGGAGAUUAGUGCCAUACGGGAGAUAAAAGCACUUAAACGGUUGAAAAGCCCAUACAUUUUGGAACUAAAGGAAUGUUUUAUUCACAAGGGUUUUCUUCACUUGGUUUUGGAGUUCUGUGAAUUUGAUCUGGAGCAAGUUGUAAAGAAUAAGUCCAUUGUAAUUUUGCCAUCUGAUAUUAAGUCAUGGAUGUUCAUGCUGUUAAGCGGACUGCUGGAGUGUCAUAAAAACUUUUUUAUACAUCGAGAUGUAAAGCCAAAUAACUGUCUGAUUAAGGCAGACGGAACCUUGAAGCUGGCCGAUUUUGGAUUGACCAGGAAGCUUGACGGGAAAAUGACUGAACAGGCAAUAACACGGUGGUAUCGUUCGCCCGAGAUGUUGCUGGGUGCCCAAGCAUACUCGUUUGCAGCUGAUAUGUGGUCUGUCGGCGCAGUAUUUGCCGAGAUGUUCCUGAGGGUGCCGUUUUUUGCAGCUGAAAAUGAUUUCCAGCAAAUGGAGCUUAUUUUUAAGGCCCUGGGGACUCCUGACGAAAACGAAUGGUCAGAAAUCCGCGAUCUUCCAGGCUAUUUUGAAUACCAGCCAACCCAUGGUACAUCACUUGAACAGCUGUUCUCCGCUGCCUCUGACGAUGCUCUUGAUUUGCUGAAGAGACUGCUCGUGUUCAACCCAAACAAGCGUAUUACGUGUGUGGAAGCAUUGGGCCAUAGAUAUUUCCUGUCUGAUCCGCCAGCCACCCCGAUUGGCAAACUGCCAGUGCCUUUGAAUGAAGAAAAUAGGUCAGGAUCACAGAGAGUAGCUCAUUGGCAAUAUUCCUUAAAGUAG
This is a messenger RNA of Vittaforma corneae ATCC 50505, 990 nucleotides long. Its product is annotated as CMGC/CDK/CDK7 protein kinase. Gene Ontology annotation, cellular component: cytoplasm; transcription factor TFIIK complex; nucleus. The coding region runs from base 1 to 990 and encodes 329 amino acids. NCBI's taxonomy places the organism in Eukaryota, Fungi, Microsporidia, Nosematidae. Gene Ontology annotation, biological process: positive regulation of transcription by RNA polymerase II; protein phosphorylation. The record is from RefSeq and is a predicted model, not a curated record. The transcript has a single exon. Gene Ontology annotation, molecular function: cyclin-dependent protein serine/threonine kinase activity; ATP binding; RNA polymerase II CTD heptapeptide repeat kinase activity.